Messenger RNA from Cucumis melo (muskmelon), 2207 nucleotides. RefSeq names its product cyclase-associated protein 1-like. Gene Ontology annotation, cellular component: cytoplasm. Gene Ontology annotation, biological process: regulation of adenylate cyclase activity; cytoskeleton organization. The transcript is spliced from 10 exons. The record is from RefSeq and is a predicted model, not a curated record. Bases 185 to 1624 code for a protein of 479 amino acids. Lineage: Eukaryota; Viridiplantae; Streptophyta; Magnoliopsida; Cucurbitales; Cucurbitaceae. Gene Ontology annotation, molecular function: adenylate cyclase binding; actin binding.
CUCAACCAAACCCCCAAAUCCCAAAUUAUUAUAUUCCCCAACUCAGACCCAACCCAUUUGCCAACACCACCCUUUUUACUCAAUCGAUUACUGGAACACCCACCAUUGUUUGUCUCUCAGAUCUGAGCUUAUUUUCUUUCCCACAUAAGGGAAAGACUGAAACACUUCUGGGUUUCAACCAACUAUGGAUGAGAAGCUGAUUCAGCGGUUGGAAUCGGCUGUAGCUCGGCUUGAAGCCUUGUCUACUGGAUUCCGCCCCGGUGGUGCACCGGAGAGUGGCGAGGAUGUGGUGACUGACCCCUCUAUUCUUGCUUUUGAUGAUCUGAUGGGGCAGUACUUUGCAAGGGUUUUAAGUGCUGCGGAGAAGAUUGGAGGGCAGGUUCUUGAGGUAACUAAGAUUUUGAAAGAGGCAUUUUCUGUUCAGAGGGAGCUUCUUGUUAAGGUCAAGCAAACUCAGAAACCUGACUUGGCGGGCUUAGCUGAAUUUCUGAAGCCAUUGAACGAAGUUAUUAUGAAAGCAAAUGCACUCACAGAGGGAAGGAGGUCUGAUUUCUUCAACCAUUUGAAAGCUGCAGCUGAUAGUCUAUCUGCACUGGCUUGGAUUGCAUUCACAGGAAAAGACUGUGGUAUGAGCAUGCCCAUUGCCCAUGUUGAAGAAAGUUGGCAAAUGGCUGAAUUUUACAACAACAAAGUUCUUGUAGAGUACAGAAACAAAGAUCCAAAUCAUGUUGAGUGGGCCAAAGCUAUAAAGGAACUCUAUUUGCCAGGUUUAAGGGACUAUGUCAAAAGUUUCUAUCCUUUGGGUCCAGUAUGGAGUGUUACUGGGAAAACAACUGCUUCUGCUGCUCCUAAGGCUUCUCCUCCUCCUCCUAAAACAUCAGCACCGGGUGCACCGGCCCCACCUCCACCCCCUCCAGCUUCACUAUUCAGCUCUGAACCUUCUCAGGCUUCAUCUUCUAAGCCAAAAGCAGGAAUGGCUGCUGUUUUCCAAGAAAUCAAUUCUGGGAAGCCCGUGACUUUAGGUCUGAAGAAAGUCACAGAUGACAUGAAAACCAAGAACCGUGCAGAUAGAGUUGGCAUUGUGGGUUCUAGUGAGAAACGUGGUCCUACAGCCUCUCCUUCAUUUUCCAAAACAGGACCUCCAAAGUUAGAACUUCAAAUGGGUCGAAAGUGGGUUGUUGAGAACCAAAUUGGAAGAAAAAACUUGGUGAUUGAUGAUUGUGAUGCUAAACAAUCGGUGUAUAUCUUUGGAUGCAAAGAUUCAGUUUUGCAGAUUCAAGGGAAGGUCAACAACAUAACAGUUGACAAAUGUACAAAAUUGGGAGUUGUAUUCAGGGAUGUUGUGGCUGCAUUUGAGAUUGUAAAUUCCAAUGGGGUUGAAGUACAAUGUCAGGGUUCUGCUCCAACUAUUUCUGUGGACAACACUGGAGGCUGUCUACUAUAUUUAAACAAAGAUUCUUUGGGGACAUCCAUUACAACUGCCAAGUCAAGUGAGAUCAAUGUCUUGGUUCCUGAUGCAGGAUCUGAUGGUGAUUGGGUGGAGCAUGCACUACCACAACAAUUCGUUCAUUUGUUUAAGGACGGUCGCUUCGAAACCACUCCAGUCUCUCACUCAGGAGGGUGAAUUGAGUUUUAACAGAUUCUCUCUUUUCUUCGUUUAUAUUUUUAUCUAUUAAAUGGAGAGUGGUAUUUGUUUCCAUUUUCCCCCCUUGAUUCAUUUGUCACAGUAAAUUACAUCUGGUGGUUUGAUAGUGUCUUAUUUCAUUGGGUAUUUGUUUUCCUCUUCUUCUUUUCAAAAACUUUGGAUUUCAUCUUUCAAAGGAAUUUCAGCAGUGUUUGUGGGGACAACACAUCGUGUAACAAAGUGUUCUAUUUUCUGCCUUUGUUUUGUUGUAAUGAGAAUCUGUCAACUUCUACUUUGGGUUUGAGAAGAAAACAGAGAAAUCUCUUCUUUGCUUCCUUGUUAUGCAUUGCUUUGGCAUACCUGCAGUUAUGAGAAAUUUUCAAGCAGACCCAGAAUGAGUUUGGGAAGAAGAAAUUGGUGCAUGAAGUAUUGGAAGGUGGAAGCAGAUUCAUGUUUAAAAAUAUUCUGAGAAAGCUUUUCUUUUCUUUUUUGUGGGUGUAUUUUCAUGAGAAAUGUUGUAUUCUGUUAAAAGUGUUUGAACGUUACUUUCAAAAUGGCAUUGAUGAUAGUUUAUUUGACAAAA